AUGGCGAAUGUCGACCAGAAAUCAUUUCUGGGCUCUUUUUCUCCAUGGAGCACCCAAAAGAGCUCUGCGCCUCAUUUAGAUCGACCGGAAUUAGAUGCCCUCCAGCGCUCGCAGGGUGAAGACCACACGGUAACUCAUCGACACAGGCCGAGCCUGCGCCAUUACCCCCCGGAUUGCCCACCACUGAAAGUGAGAUGGUUCUAUGCAGUAGAUUCGCCAAAGCGUAAGCCUGUACUUCUUGACCCGAAGAAAGCCGACCAGAAACCCCCGCCUCCCCCGAAGAAGUUCAUCCCUUUCUCAUUGAAAGACUCUCAGUCCAUUGAGACAACAUACCUCGCGUUGUCAGAGGCUGAAGACUCCAGAGAGAACCCUCAAGCCCAGUCCAUACCCCAAAGUUCAGUAUCGAAAAAGGUACCCGUAAAUGAGGACUAUCUGUUUGAUGUGGACGUGGAAGAUCGUGAGCUAGGCCCGGCUUAUUGGAUUGGCCCCAUCUAUGAAGUUCGACGGGGGACGUGGUUCUUUCAGGAUGGUUCGAGCUUGAAGCCAUGUGAAGAGAAUCUUGCAACCCAGUUAGAAGAAGGUUAUCUGAAAUUACGCCCUUGGCGAACGGACGCGGAGACUAAAUCAUCCGAGCCGAGCCCUAGAGACCGAAACACUGGACUUGACGGGGAAACGAACGCUCGGGAUUCCCAGCUAGAUCUAGGCAUACCUAGCAGGCAAGAAGCAUCCAAGUCAAGUUCUCAGACCGUGGGAAACGAUUCAUCCUCUGGUGCUACCUCUGAUCCCCAACAGUACCGCCUCUUCGGGGCCUACAUGAAUAGGAUUGUUGUCUACCAGGAUUCUUCUACGGCCUGGAUCAACACCGACGACUUUAUGUCCCGCGUUAGCACCACAGUCUACCAAAGGCUAGGUGGUGUCCCUGGCACGAAAGUCGUGCGUGGCUUGGUGGAACCCAAACGAGCGAAAGAUACAUCAGAUUUUCGGGGCCAAGAUCGAAAGCCCACCGAAAAGAUUGUCAGUGGCACUAGCUCUAGACCUCCGGUCACAAACCUUGCUGAAGAUAUCGGGCAAGAUUCCCUGGGGGCGCCAACUAUGCAAGCUAAGGUUGAAUCUGAACCCUUUGAAAUGCGGCCCAAGUCCACGUUGGAACGACAGAUGUCGUCUCUUGCAGGAGAGCUGCAAAAUCCAGCAGAACUGGAGGAACAAGCCCGCCGACAGGAAGAGCAGGAGAUGGAAGAUCUGAGAGAGGUCGAUGGUGAAGAUAGGGAACGAGAGGUCGAUCAUUUGGUCUUGGUGACUCAUGGCAUUGGCCAACGACUUGGAUUACGGCUGGAAAGUAUCAAUUUCAUCCAUGACGUGAAUGUUCUUCGGAAGACGCUCAAGGGAGUCUAUAAAGCCUCGCCUGAUCUUCAAGCGCUAAAUUCGGCGUUUGGUGACAGUGAUGGUAAUUGCCGUGUGCAAGUGCUUCCCGUGUGCUGGCGCCAUCUUCUGGAUUUUCCUUAUCGGGGGGUCCGACAAAACCGGAAGGAACUUGAUCUUACAGAUGCCGAUACGCUUGAGGAUGAUGCAUACCCCAGCUUGGCAGAUAUCACAUUGGAAAGUGUGCCUGCUGUGCGGAAUCUUAUCUCGGACCUGGCAAUGGAUGUACUGCUUUAUCAAAGUGGAUACUGUGAACACAUUUCCAAUAUUGUGAGGCAAGAAUGCAAUCGCAUCCUUCACCUCUAUAAGAAGCGCAAUCCCUCUUUUAAGGGAUCGGUCAGUCUUUGUGGCCAUUCUCUCGGAAGUGCAAUUUUAUUUGAUAUCUUAUGCCACCAACCCAGUGAUGUUGACGGCAGCAAAGAGAAAAACAUCAGAGCAGAAGGGAAUGAGAAUGUUCAAGAUCGAGGAAGUGGAGGAUCCAACGCUUUGGAUUUUGAAUGUGAAGAGUUUUUUUGCCUCGGUUCCCCCAUUGCGUUGUUUCAAAUGCUAAAAGGUAAAACCAUUGCCGGGUACUCCCCCUUGAGCGCAAAGGGCCACAAAAGUGCAUUGGACGGGGAGCUUGGAUCCAAUGCCUUUGGGUCAUUCAAGGGCUCCACGCGCGACUCAAAUGGAGCUGAUGGCACUGAUAACACCGCAAUUGAUUCCGCACCCAAAUGCCACGACCUUUACAACAUCUUUCAUCCAUCAGAUCCCGUGAGUUAUCGUAUCGAGCCCCUUGUCUCCCCGGCGAUGGCAAGCCUCAAGCCUCAGCCACUACCGUCGGUGAAGAAAAGUCUCUGGACAGCAUCAGGUCAAAGUCUGUCCAUUCUCAAAGAUCGCAUGGGCCAAAGUGUGGGUUCUCUCUGGAGCAAUUUCACAUCCGGCGUUGCGAGCAGCUUACUGAACCGACAUUUGGGCUUGCAUGCUGAUGAAAUCCCUGUCGCUGGAAAAUCGCCUGUGCCAGGGCAUAAGCGCAGCCAGUCCGGUGCCCCACAAGAACCUUCGCAGGAGUCCGAAGGCCAGGUCCAGACCUUGAUUGACCCCGACCUCGAAACUCUCUACGAUGGAUUUCAAAGGAGUCGCAAUAUUCAAAAGAAGGACUUGACAGGAACAUCGCAUGAAGAUUGUACUCGAAGCGAUCCUGAUGAACAAGAGCGAAAGAUGAAGUUUGAAGAUGCCAAAGUACGAUCACUGAACUCCAAUGGUCGCAUCGAUUAUAGUGUGCAAGAGUAA
Molecule: messenger RNA, 2691 nt
Organism: Penicillium verhagenii
Lineage: Eukaryota; Fungi; Ascomycota; Eurotiomycetes; Eurotiales; Aspergillaceae
Product: DDHD family phospholipase
Exons: 2
Coding region: 1-2691 (896 amino acids)
Cellular component (GO): cytoplasm
Molecular function (GO): metal ion binding; glycerophospholipase activity
Source: RefSeq, a predicted model, not a curated record